CUUCUAUCGCACAUAUCAUCCCAUUUAUUUACCUGUCCGAUCAACAUUUCAACAUUUUGAUGCACAACUAAAUUAGCAAGGCCAUCAUCAAUCUCAGAAUUCGCGGGUAGGAGAGCACCGAUGAGCUCAUUCCGAAUAUUAAAGGAAAGAUGAGAAAAUGGUUCCGCAGUAGAUGUUUAAUAUCUGCCGGUCUUCGCGACCAUAUAAAGAGGCAUUAUAGCGCUGCUACCAACGAUGUAGAACGUGUGGCUAUUACCGGUGGCUCGUCCGGUGAUACGAUUAUCGAUCUACAUAAUAUUUCGAAGCUGUCACCUGAAAGCCCCUUAUUGAUCUAUCUACCACCAUUCUCAACAGCUUCCAUAGACAAGCCUUUCCAAUUACCCACAUUUCUCAAACGAAGGCCGACCGUCGUGGUGAAUUAUCACUGGGAUGGGUUCUCCCCCUUUGAGACCUCCAAAACUAAACAGAUUGACCCCCCGGCAUCUACGGAUGGAUCAAACGAGGACGAAUCGUCCCCUCCUCCUCUGAGCUGGCCAGUCCCUAUCCAUGAUACUACAAGGGCUUAUGACUGGAUUAUCCAGAAUCUAAGUCCACCACAUACUCAACGUCGAAACAUAUAUCUCUACGGUUCGUAUCUCGGGGCGUCCCUAGCAGUAUCUCUAGCUUUGACGGAAACCCGUCCUCAUGAGAGGAUGGCUGUCCGAGGAUGCGUCGCAUUCAACGGGAUAUAUAACUGGACCAAGUUCCUUGCAGACCACCCCAUCAAUAAUCCAGAUCCGAAUAUCGACGCGGAAGAAGAAGUCUUACUGCGCCAGGACGACGCCUACUUCCGGCAGAUGAAGCAGUACGCCGAAGCAUUAUUCGGUAAUCCAAACCACCUUUUCGACCCCUUUGCAAGCCCUACUCUGUUCUUCAUCACACCAGGGCUUUACGCGCCAUCCAGCUUUACCGAGUCAGCUCUCUCUCCCGGCGAAGAGUUAUUACUCUUCAAACCUCCAAAAAGCAGCCGGCUCGUCUUCCCACCCAGAACGUCCACACUGAGAAUCCCCGAGACGUUGCUGCUGCAUACCAAGCCACCCCCGUUACCUCCCUCAGUUCUAAAGCAGUGGUAUGCUGGGAAGGACGGAAAGAAGAACAAGGCGUACCCCGGGAAUAACUUCCAGUCUCAGGCCGAAGAGCUCGGCAAGUAUAUGCGUCUUAGUAUAGAUAAGGCUGAGACGCUGCGAGAUUUUAGCUGGGAGGGACUGGAGGAAGAGCUGGAUAAAGACUUCUGGACAAAAGAGGCAGACAGGAGGAUACAGAUUCACGACGUGGGGGGCAUCAACAAAGACCAUACGCUCGGAAGGAAGGGGGAGGAGGUAGUUGCGCCCUGGCUGGAGCUCCAGCUCUCGGGCAGGCCGUUGCGAACGAGCGACGUACAAGACUUAUACGGUCCAAGGAAGCGUCGCGAACAAUAGAAAUGUUGCAUAAACUUGCCUCCCCAUACAGCUAUAUCUCUCGCUCUCAGAUCUUUUUUCAUCUAAUUCUAGUCUACCUAGUUGAACGUAAAUCAAGUAGGAGGUACCUACCAGGUACCUAACCUAACCUAACUAACGUUUAGAAAGGGGCACGCGCUCAAUGGGCCGAUGCGUAUGGGAAUUCGCAAAGUAAGGAAUAAAAGCCGAGAACAUUUCUAGACUAGGAGAAAAAAAAGCAAAAAAAAAAAAAAAAAGAGGAAGAACUCCACCUUGACUAUCUUCUCAUUCAUACCACAUAAU
This is a messenger RNA of Daldinia caldariorum, 1757 nucleotides long. RefSeq lists its product as uncharacterized. Bases 150 to 1457 code for a protein of 435 amino acids. The transcript has 2 exons. The record is from RefSeq and is a predicted model, not a curated record. Lineage: Eukaryota; Fungi; Ascomycota; Sordariomycetes; Xylariales; Hypoxylaceae.